This is a messenger RNA of Lathyrus sativus (Indian pea), 1980 nucleotides long. Lineage: Eukaryota; Viridiplantae; Streptophyta; Magnoliopsida; Fabales; Fabaceae. The record is from the annotation of a GenBank genome assembly.
AUGGAGGAUUUUUUGCGUGUUGCGGUGGCUGUUGGAGCUGGUUGUUUAGCGAAAUAUUGGAAUAAUAGGAGUUCGGAGAAUGGUGAUGGUUCGUAUCGUUUGUCUUCAGAGGAUUUGAAAUUUGAGAAUGUUGAGUCGUCGAGUUACUGCUUACCGUUCGUCAAACAUAUGCAGAGACAAGAAAUGGGAAAAGAUGUUUCUUUAGAUCGAAGGGGUUUGGAUGAGAAGUCCUCGGAUUUGAGUUCCUUGGAUGGUUUUUCGACAGGAGAUAUGUUGUCUAAUCGAAGGUAUAAUGAGAGUGAUCUGCUUUCCAUAUCAAACUUAGCCAUGCCAUUAUCACCGUAUGGAUACUAUGAUAGCUUUAAGCAUGGUGAAGACGGAAAUGAGCGGAAGAGUGAUACUUUUGGCAACCAUGGUUUCUUUCUUUCUGAGUUUUCUACCAAUGUGGUUCCUAUACAAAACUCUUUCGGACAUAAAACCUGUGUAUCGACGAAACGUUUUCCCAAGCAUGUUAGUAGACCGUUAAAUUCAUUAGAAAGUUGUUUCAUGGAAGAGUAUGUUUUCAGUCCUCUUUCAUUAUCAUGUAAGGCCACAAGAUCGUUUCGUGUAAGCAAUGGAAGCCGAAUAUUCAAUAGAGGCAAUGAUACUUUUAUCAAUUCGUCAACUGCGAGUAAGGAGCAUAAGUUGCAUAAAGCUGGGCGAGCAAAAGACAAAGAUGACACCAAGAAGAUGAAGCUGGAUGCAAUUAUUGGGCGAAAUCGAAGGUCAAGCUUUUCUGAGGACGUGCUUAAUGGAAAAAACACUCGAUAUGAUCCGACGUUACUCUUCAGCUUUGGGAUUUCUCUUGGGAUAAUAAUUUGCAUCAUGGGAAAUAAAAGAGAAAUAAUCAAGCUACGAGAAUUGUUGAAGCAGAGUGAGAACUUGGUUCAAGAUCUUCAAGAUGAACUUGAUAUGAAAGAUUCUUUAACUGUGAAGGAGUUGCAUAAUGAAAAUUACGGUUCACAAGAAACAUGUGAUCAUUCCUUCAAUGGUAAGGAGCUACAUGAAUUUUCCCCUGAAAAACACGUGGAUUGCUCUCCAAGAAUAGAAUGCAAAGAAUCGUCAUGUGAUAAGAAGGAAGAACAAAGUUCGGAAUCUAUGAGCAAAAUUGAAGCUGAGCUUGAAGCUGAACUUGAGAGGUUAGGGUUGGACAUGAAUAAUUCAAGCCUGGAUAGAAAAUUAUCUGAGCUUGUCGAGAUUGACCCAGACUUCGUAGCAGAUUUUGCUCAAGGCGAGUUGCGAGCCAACGUGUUCGGUGGAACAGAUGCCAAUGUCACUACACCUCUUCCUUCAAACUAUGGAGUUUCGCCGCAUGAACUGAGUGUACGUUUGCACGAAGUCAUACAGCACCAACUCGAGAAACGAGUAAAGGAGCUUGAGAUUGCCCUUGAAAAUAGCCAAAGGCAAGUGAGGUUUUUGGAAUCCAAACAUGAUGGCAGUUUCGAAAAGGCAUCUUCUCCUACCAAAGGAAACUCGAUGAUUCGUGAAGAUUGUGACACUAUGUCUCAGCCCUUAAUUCUCAAUUUAUCUGGUGAAGCACUCGAUGCAUACAACGAAGCCUAUGAAGAAUUAAUAAAGAUAAAUGAUUCUGAAGACAAUUCACCAUCAACCAACAUUAAUGAUAGUGAUGAUGACAACAAACAAGGUUCGCCACUUUCACAUGACUGGCAUGUAACAGGUUUUGAGCACAGUUCGGCAACGAACUCGGUGGUUGAUGAAGGAAGUCCUUCAAGGGAACCCUAUUUUAGCAAGGAGACAAUGUUGGAAGGAAAAAGCUCUAGUGAAUUGAAUGUUAGUGGAGAUGAAAGCUGUGAUUGUGAUAAUGAUGAGAUGGAGAGGCAAUUGAUAAGGCAAAUUGUUGAAAGAACCAAGAAAGGUUCUCCUCUUUUUCAAAAUGCAAAAAAGAUAUUGUAUUCUAUGGAUGAAGAUGAACAACAUUGA